Molecule: messenger RNA, 1451 nt
Organism: Aethina tumida (small hive beetle)
Lineage: Eukaryota; Metazoa; Arthropoda; Insecta; Coleoptera; Nitidulidae
Gene: Hsdl2
Product: hydroxysteroid dehydrogenase-like protein 2
Exons: 6
Coding region: 138-1382 (414 amino acids)
Cellular component (GO): mitochondrion
Source: RefSeq, a predicted model, not a curated record
UCAGGUUAUAGUGAAACGUCACCGUGUUAUUUGUAUUUAUUAUUUGGACUUUGUACCCGUUUAAAAGUUAAGUGUAAAGUUUACUUUUGAUUGUUUGUUGCCGUCCAAAUCAUUCGUAAGCAAGCACUCACACAAAUAUGAUCAACACAGGUAAAUUAGCAGGUCUCACAGUAUUGGUGACGGGAGGCAGUAGAGGAAUAGGAAAGGCUAUCGCUCUGAAAUGUGCAAAGGAUGGGGCCAAUGUUGUGGUUGCUGCCAAAACUGCUGAACCACAUCCAAAACUGCCAGGCACAAUUUAUACGGCCAGUAAAGAAAUUGAACAAGCUGGAGGGAAAAGUUUGCCAUGUAUUGUGGAUGUGAGAGAUGAGCAACAGGUUAAAAAAGCAGUGGAAGAAGCGGUCAAGAAGUUUGGUGGGAUCGACAUUGUUAUAAACAAUGCGUCGGCCAUACAACUCAGCGGUACAGAGGAAACCGACAUGAAACGUUACGAUCUUAUGCAUAACAUCAAUACUAGAGGAACAUUUUUGGUAUCCAAAACCUGCAUUCCUUACCUAAAAAAAAGUAACCACGCCCACAUCCUGAAUCUUUCACCACCACUCAGCAUGAAUCCCAUCUGGUUCAAGAAUCACGUCGCAUACACCAUGGCGAAGUACGGAAUGUCCAUGUGCGUGCUUGGCAUGCACGAAGAACUAAGGCCGUACAACAUCGCUGUCAAUGCCUUGUGGCCUAGAACAGCCAUUCAUACGGCCGCCAUCGAGAUGCUGCAAGGACCUGAAUCGGCUAAAACAUCACGCACUCCAGAAAUAAUGGCAGACGCCGCCUACUACAUCCUCACGCAGGACCCGAAGAAAGUAACCGGUAACUUCUUCAUCGACGACACGAUCCUGAAAGAAGCUGGCAUCACUGACUUUACAAAGUAUGCAUGCGAUCCUGCCAACGCCGAUAACCUGAUGCCCGACUUCUUCGUCGACGACAAUCUAGAUCUCAUCGCGGGUGGCAGAGAUCUGACUGCCUCUGCAACUAAAAAACAGCCAGAGAAGCCACAGGGACAAGUGGCCACGCUGUUCCAAGCUAUUGAGAAGAGUAUCUCUGCCGAUACUGUUUCUAAAACCCAGGCAGUGUUCCAGUUUGUUGUUACUGGAGAGGAAGCUGGAAAAUGGUACGUUGAUUUAAAAACUGGAAACGGUUCGUGUGGACAAGGUAAUGCUCCAACCACUCCAGAUGCAACAUUGACUAUGGAUAGCAAGAACUUCUUCAAUAUGUUCAGUGGAAAAUUGAAACCAGCCACUGCUUACAUGAUGGGCAAAUUGAAAAUUAGCGGUAACCUGCAAAAAGCCUUAAAAUUGGAAAAAUUAAUGACUAGUCUGAAGUCAAAAUUAUAAGACUUUUAUUGUUUAUCUACGUAUUUUUUAUAUUGUUAUAUAUAUUGAAUAUACUAUAUUAUUUUUUAA